This is a messenger RNA of Lycium ferocissimum, 1578 nucleotides long. RefSeq lists its product as uncharacterized. The transcript is spliced from 3 exons. The record is from RefSeq and is a predicted model, not a curated record. The coding region runs from base 862 to 1578 and encodes 238 amino acids. Lineage: Eukaryota; Viridiplantae; Streptophyta; Magnoliopsida; Solanales; Solanaceae.
AUGAUAUGGUGAUUGCUUGGCUACUCAACUCUCUUAGCAAAGACGUCUCUGAAAGUUUAAUCUGUUGUUUAACGUACGACAGAUCUGUGGAAUGAAUUACAAGAGAGGCAUGGACAACCAGAUGGGGCAAAACUUUUUGAAUUACAAAGGGAACUGAACAACAUAUCACAAGGUAGCAGUGAUGUAGCUAGUUAUUUUAACAAACUAAAAAAAUUAUGGGAUCAGGUGAAAAUUCUUAAUACCUUCAUGACUUGUACUUGUGAUUGUAAGUGUGGAGCAAAAACACACAAUCACAAGAUGAAUGAAGAUAUGAAAUUGGUUCAAUUUUUGAUGGGAUUAAAUAAAGCUUACUCAGGCUGUAGAGGGAACAUCUUAAUGAUGAAGCCACUUCCCUCUAUUAGUCAAGCUUAUUCCAUUAUUUUACAUGAUGAAUCACAAAGGGAAGUUCAUGCUGGGAAUCUAGUUAUACCAGAUUCAGCAGCUUUCAAUGUAGCAAAAUGGAGUCAACAAAGGAACAAUAAUGUAGCCAACAGAACACCACCAAAACAAGAAAUUUUGGGUUAAGAAACAACCUAUUUUGCACCUAUUGCAAAAGGACUAACCAUGUAAGAGAGAAAUGUUACAGGUUGAUAGGUUACCCACAGGAUUUCAAAUUCACCAACAAGCCAAAGAGACCUCAGUACAAUGCUAAGGCAAAUGCAACAACUACAGAAAAGGGUGAACCUACAGUGCAGAAUGUUGAGGAAAACAAGAUUUCUGCUAUACUGAGUUCCCAAGGAUACACCAAAGAUCAGUGUGAUCAUCUGAUUCAGAUGUUCCACACUGUACAUUCUGAAAAUUUGAAGAGUGUUAAGAAUUCAAAUGGAAAUCAAUUUGCUAACAUGGCUGGACCUUCUUCUCAAGAAGAAUCAGAUUUUUAGUGAAGCUGCAGGACUUUAUCUACUGAGAAGUGACAUAUCCAGUUCCUCAUCUAUCAAGACUAAUCAGUUUUCUAAUGACCAGUAUAAUUUUCCUUUACCUAAGCCACAUGCUCAGUCCAAGUAUGAGAAAUCUAGUGAUCAGUCUGUUCUAGCUUUCCCUAAGAAACAUGCUCAGUCCAAGCAUGUAGAGUCUAGUGAAGAGUCUUUGUUUAGUGUUUUUGAGAAAACUUUGAGUCUUGAUAUUUGUAUUGAAUCUUACAUGAAUGCAAAAGACAAUGUUUCUGAAAUUUUUGAUUCAAAUAAAUUUUGGCAUUAUAGACUUGGACAUUUACCUCUUAGUUCUAUGAAAUACAUUAAGGAAAUUUCAAUUCAACAUCACAACAAGCAUGAAUUCCCCUGUGACAUUUUCCAUAUGUCUGAAGAACCUCUGGUUCUUCCUCCUUCCAUAUCCUCACCAUCAAUUUCUCCAAAUUCAUCACCUCAUACUCCUUCUACUUCCUCUACAGAUCCCUCUAUUGAUCUUGUCCUUAUUAUAAAAUCAUCUCCUAUAUCCAAUCCACCAAUUCCUACCUCUAGUCCUCCCAUUCCCUCUCCUACUGACCAAACUCAUAUGGAUAUGUUGCCUCAGGGACAAAAACUGCAGAGAUCAACCGGAUAA